Mangifera indica (mango) is the source of this 2456-nucleotide messenger RNA. RefSeq names its product RNA-binding protein 24-like. Gene Ontology annotation, molecular function: RNA binding. Lineage: Eukaryota; Viridiplantae; Streptophyta; Magnoliopsida; Sapindales; Anacardiaceae. The coding region runs from base 1274 to 2173 and encodes 299 amino acids. The transcript has 6 exons. The record is from RefSeq and is a predicted model, not a curated record.
GGAGGAGUUAGUGGGUGGGCUCUGGCUCACUCACAAUAAUAGGAAUGAGCAAAGAGAAAGACACUGUAAUCUGUCGAGUGUAAAAGAAAAUAUUUGAAAUCCAGCUCAUUGUUCUCACAGAAUGAUACGACCCCACGUGCAAAGGACUGCCAGUUCACGGAGUUCAUAAAAUUACACCUCCUUCUAGCUGUCUUCUCGUCCCUAACGCCGGCAACAAGCUUAAUUACACCUCUUGAAUUUCUCUCUCUUCACCGCGUGCGUUGUUUAUGUCUUCGUAUGUAGAUGACAAACACGUAUUUCCAAUCAGCAGUGGGAGCAUUCAGAAUCCUUCAAAGUCGUAUGGGGAGCUUUGUGGGUUUCCAUUAACCUAUAAAGAAUGCAUUUAAUAUUGGGUCAUUAAGAUGUUGAACUUUUGUUUAAUGAAUGUUGUUGACUGGAUCAUUAGAGAAAGGAUUAACAGAUGGAGGUGGUUACGGUUUCUGCAGUUUACAGUUUUGUUUCAAUCUCAGCCGCCCAGCCCACGGCUUUGUAGCACAUGAUUUUCUAUCUAUACUGAUUCUUAGUAUAUCUGUUUUAUUCGUUUCUUCUGUUGUCUAGAAGUUGGCUCUGAAACAGCUCAUGAUUAGAGGAGCUGAGGAACAUGGGUUCAUGUGGAAAUUAUCACAAGCAUUCUUAAGAAUCUUCUUGAGGAUCAAUUUUAUAUAUAUGAACAAUUACAGUAGUAGUAGUAGUAGAUAUAUAUAUAUUCUUGUAAACAAAUGUUGGUGUGGAAAAGUAUUAUGUUAUAAUUUAUUAAUGAAAACAAACAGCUAAUAGUUAUAUAGAAAACUAAGAUUAGAAGUUUAAACAAGAGGGAAAGGCCAAAAGAAUACAUAGAGAAGAACACAAAAAAACCAAGUAAAGAGAUGGGAAAGGAUAAAUGAUUGGAGGGUGGGAGGCUAUAUUAAUGCUUAACAGGGAGGACAAAUUCAAGUUUGCAGCGAAGCAGCUGUCAUUCGAUAUUACAAAACCAACCUUUCUUCUCUGAAUACACCCCAAAAUCCCCUCCCUUUUUCACUUAACCAACUCCAUUUGUUCAGAAACAACCCAUCAAAUAAUAACAACAGCUGCAACAACAUAAACUAACUUCAUCUCUUUCUCUGACGUCCCUCUUCGUCGAUUUGUUUAAAAGAAUGGAGAUAGAGGCGCAGAUGGAGCGAAAAGCUGAAAAAGAAAGAUACCCAGUUUAGUUUGUUUUUAUUGUCAAUACUAUUAUAUCUGAUCGACCAAGUUCAUGCAUAUUUUACAACAAGAAGUAGAAGAAGGCCAAGAAGACCCCAUUUCUCUUUUUUAUGAUAAUUUAGAUGCCAUGGCUUAUCCACAUUACCGAUCACAGUUCGGUGACACGACGUUCACAAAGGUUUUUGUUGGAGGAUUAGCUUGGGAGACCCCCACUGAAGAAAUGCGUAGAUAUUUCGAGCAAUUUGGAGAUAUUCUUGAAGCUGUUAUCAUCACUGAUAAGAAUACUGGAAAAUCUAAAGGAUACGGAUUUGUGACUUUUCGUGAUCCGGAAUCGGCGAGGAAGGCCUGUGAGAACCCAAAUCCUGUGAUCGAUGGAAGAAGAGCAAAUUGUAAUAUUGCUUCAUUAGGACGGCCUAGACCUUCGCCACCCCGAGGAAUAAGAAAUCAAGGUGGCAACGUUUAUCAGGGAGGAGCAACGUCGUAUGGUGGAGUGGCAGCGCCAUUGCCUCCGCCACCACCUCCGAUCAUUUAUCCACCUUAUGGGUACCCAACUUACACUCCUGAUUAUGGCUACCAUCAUCAGGCUCUCUAUAACCCACAAUUUCAACUUCAACACCCACAAUACUAUCAUCAAAUGUACGGCGCAACUUCAACCACAAUGGGUUCGCCCUAUUAUUAUGGCUAUUCUUUGCAAUCUUCAAGGGGAACAUAUUCUGCUACUCUACAGCCUCAGCCACAGCCACAGCCACAGCCGCAGCCCCAGCGAUUAACGCCGCCUUCCUAUCUUUACUAUCAGACUACUCAAAUGGAAGCCAAUUAUCCUCCUCCUCCUCCUCCCCUUCAGAUCCCGAGGCAUCGCUUCCCCUUUAUUUCUUCUGAUUCACAGGCUCCACAGCAAACAUCUGCAGAAACAGAAGUCCAAGUGGUUACUUCAGAAAAUCCAAAUACCUAAGAACUCAACCUUUUUGGGGGGAGAAAGUUUCAAUUGUAAAAUCUUAAUAUGUUUAUGCUCUUCUUAUCACUCUAUAUUACUCCUAUACACAACCAUUAAUAUAUUUUUUGGGUCCAAAGCUGUAACAUUUGGUGGCUACAGCUUCAAGGGGCUACUACUUUGUGUUCUCCUUAGCCACGGCAUGCAGCAAGAGAUGGACUAAUCACCAACCUUAUUCAGAAUUUUCCCUUUUUCGAAAAUUCUUCAAAUGAUUAUUAUUCUAUUAUAUUCCAAGUUCAUUUCA